AUUACAUUAUAAAAACAUCAGUCCCCACAUGUCUGAGUGUCCUUGAAUGCAUCACUGUAAGAUAACAGUGAAGAGAGCAGUGGUCUGUAUGAGGAUGAUGAUGAAACGAUGAUGAAACGAGCUCCACAGUGUUUUAAAUGUUUCCUAAUCUCACAUCUCUUCAGGACGCCGGUGAUGGAGCGAGUUGACGGCAGGAACGGAGAGCAGGUCCGACCCCUGAGGUACCACCUGAACCCACCGACUGACAUCCCACUGACGCCGUCACACAAAGAGGUUCAUGACAGGCCUGCUCCUCCCACUAAGCCACUCCCCCCUGACCCCGCCUUAAAACCCCCGCCGCAGCGACCUGCCCCCCCCACCAAGCCUCUGCCCCCCGACCCCCCCAACCAGCUGCUGGUGAGUCGCCCAGCUCCGCCCAACAAGCCCCUCCCCCCUGACCCCGUCACACCUGGACAGGUCCCAGUUCCACCCAAACCUGUGGUGCCCAUAAAGCCCCGCCUCAUGGCGCAACCACCCCAUCACCACAUCCCCCCUCACCCCGGCUACCCCGCCAACACCAAACCUCCACAACACGCAGCCGUCGCACCUGCAGCUGCUCCCAACAGACGACCUCCUGCUCCUCCACUCCGACCCACAAACCCUCAGAAAGUUGACACGUCGCCGCUUUAACAGAGAGUAGAGACUCUGAAUAAAACUUUCCUCUGUUCGGCCUGGUGAAGAUGAUGAAGAUGAUGAAGAUGAUGAUGACUUUAUUAUCCAGUUUGCACUCAGUCGUCGGAUUUCUCACUCAGUCCUUCAUGAACUCUAGAUACUGUAAAUAAAAGUUAACGUGCCUUGCUCAGCAGCACCUCGGCAGUGAUCAUGUGGACACUCGGGACCGCCGGCUGCUGGAAAUGAUGUCACAUUAAAGUGUCCUGGUGUCGCUCACACAGGCCCCUGCAGGGGGCGCAGUGCCUUCAGAGCUCAAGGACCCUGAGAUGGGAUCAAACCUGUGAUCAAAGUACAGACUCUUCAGUAGAGUGGUUUCCAAACUGUGGUCCAGGACCCUCUGCAGGACCCCGAGGAGAUCAAACAUGAUUUCUGUUUGUUUCUUUUUCUUUCUUUCUUUUUUUUUAGUAAAACCGAAUGUAGAAGGUUUUUCUUGGCAGGACGGACGAUUUACGUUUCAGGUGGAUGAAACUUUAUCAAGUAGGAUUACAUCAUCGUCAUGGAGUUAUAAUCUUUUAACCUUUUAUUGAACUCAGUGUUUUUAAAUGAAGUGUCAUCAGAUCGGAUGAACCUUCAUCAGACGGUAUCAAAUCACAGAUGAGUCCUCUGACAGAAGAUAUUUGGCAUCUCAAUCUAAAUAAUCAUGGAGUUUGUGACAUUUUAAAGACUUGAGAUCCUGAAGCUGCCCUCCAGGAUUAAAGGGAUAGUUAGUAUAUUUUUGAAGUUGGGUUGUCUGAUGUACUUAUCCACAGUCAGUGUGUUACAUGCAGUCACUGUCAGUCGGCACGGCUAUGUUAGCUGCCUAAAAAAUCUAUAACUGUUUGACAUUGAGAGUAUUCUUUCACAGCUUUAUCUUUCUGUCAGACAGCCUGAUCUAGCCGUCAACGGUUUCAGUUCCCCGUCUAUGCUCUCGUCACAGCCGCCACACUCCACUAACAAAAACAGCGAUUUAACAUGGCUGAACACAGGAGCUGCAGGUCUACUGAGUUUGUGUUACUGUGUGACUGUGGUGAAUCUGAGCUAACACUUUUAAACGUCAAACUCGCACAAUAACACAAACAAACUAACUGGUUGAGGCAGAAGUAGACCAGCAGCUCCUGUGUUCAGCCAUGUUAAAUCACUGUUUUUCAUAACAGAGUCUGGCUUUGAAGAGAGCGAUGUAAUAGCUUUAGCUCCCAGUCAGAAAACGCUGUCUGACAGAAGGUAAAGCAGUGAAAAUAUUCUAGAUAUUACAAACACUUCGUCUGUUUCUUAUUUUUAAAGAUGAGACUUUUUAAAGUGGCUAAAAUAUGUUUAGUUUGCUGACCCCUCAUCAGCAGUACAUUGCUUAGCUAUCUUAUCAGACUCCAGUCUGAAACUGAAGGCGUGCCGACUGACAUCUACCCUUCAUAUCACGCUGACUAUGGAUCCCGUACAACCCCACUUUAAAAAAACCUGAACUAUCCCUUUAAAUAUUUGGACUGACAGCAGAUGAACCGCGGUGGGUUUGAGGCUCUGACGGGGGAAGAAAUCUGAGAUUUACAGAAUGGAGGUUUUGAGAAAGAAGUUUUUAGAAAAAUGUAAUAUUUAAAAUAAAUCAAGACUAAAGUAAUAUUUUGAGAUUGAAGUCAUCAUAAAUCAAGUUGUACUAUUAUCCGAAAGUUGUAAUAUUACAAGAGAAAAGAUGUUUUGACAAUUUUAUUCAUAUUAAGACUUUAUCCUCUAAAUGUUACGACCUUUUCUCAGAAUGUUUCUACUUUGAAUUUAACCUUGCACCUUUAUUUUAAAAUUACAUUUGGACUUCCUUUCUUGUCUUGAUCUCUCAGAUUUUUUCACCCUGACAUUCAGUCUCAGUAUUUUAACUUGUUAAAUCUCUGUGUCAUCGUACUCGCUGACUGCUGGAAUGAAUCAGAAGGAUUUCCUGAUCAUGAGAAUCUCGUUGGACCUCAGACUUUGUGGUUCUGGCUUACUGGGGCUGCUGGUUCUAUCCCAGUUCACCCAGUCUGUUUUUGCUUGAUCAGGUUUUUAUUUUUCUAACCCGCCUUGAGAUUUCUAUCACAGACCGUCAGGAAUGUUCGUGACGUUACGCCAAAGACGAGCUGGAGAUAAAAGAUGCUGUGAGAUUCAUCUGAGCUGUGAUUUUAUGUUGAAGGAAAAUCUGUUUAUUUGCCUUUUUACCAGCUGAAGUUUUUCAUUUCUACAAAAUAAUAACACUUCCAAAACCUGUGAGAAUUAUAAACUAUGUUUCUAUAAAACCCUUAAAUACAUUGAACACAAGACGAAGCUCUCAGCUGUAGGAGAACUUUGACUAAAUGAAUAUCUGGAAUCUGAUCAGAGAACAAGUCGACAAAAUUAUGAAUCUUAAAUGUUUGAUAUUACUUUUUUUGUGCUUCAGAAACUUUUCUGUUCUUAGUUUGGUUUUUCAGGUGAAAAAUGAGACAAAAGCAUUUUUCAUAAAGUCAGAGCAGAGUUUGAGUCAGAGUCCUCUGCUUGUUAUAAAAUAAGGUUCAAAUUAAAAUGAACCUUGAUGAAACAGAGCAGAGGUUUAAGAAGGUUUGAGACUGAUCUGUUGCCUUUUGUAGCUUCAGUGUUGCUGCUGUUCGUCCCGUCAUGUUUCACUGUGAAAGUUUUCCAGACUUGAAGAGCGUUGCAGGUUUUACUCCCACUCCUUCAGUGUCUCCAGUCCUGAUUCACAUGUGUGUUAGACUAAACUGUUCACAGUCAGGCUAGAGGUGGAGGAAGUAUUCAAAUCCUUUACUGCAGUAAAAGUACGAAUAUCACACUGUGAAAAUACUCCACUACAAGGAAAAGUCCUGCAUUAGUAAAAGUUUGUGAGCAUCAUCAGGAAAGUCAGACUGUUAGAGUAAAAUGUUUUUGGAUUUUUUUUUUUUUUUUUUGCUGUAGAUGUUUCAGGUUUGGCUCAUUUUAACUCCUUUAUAUCCUGUUGGGUAGUUUAAUCUACAGCAAUGCAUCAUGGUCUAUGAGAUCAUCAUAUGUUUGCAGUGUGGCUGUCCUGUGAGAACCAUGUAUCUCUAAAAAGUCAGAAAAACAGCCUGUUUCCAGCUUUGGGACGACGACUGUUCAGUUGAUCCAAGAGGGUUUUUAAAGAGUUAAUUUAGCUUAAGACAGAAAAUUUAAAUAAUAAUGAUGCAUUUUAUUUAAAGGCACCUUUCAAAGCACUAGAGGACCCCUUACAAGACACAAUUAAAAAAAAAUUGAUGAGGGCCUCAGAGGACAGUGUACUGUCCAGGAAGACUACCAGACUCUUAACCUGAGGGGACGGACGAACUUUGGAGUUGUCAGUUAGAGAGAAACUAUGCGGUUUAGCUGAAGUAGAUUUAGUACCCACAAGGAGAACCUCAGUUUUAUUACUGUUAAGUUUAAGGAAGUUGUACGAGAGCCAAGACCAAUAAGCUGUCAGAAAGGGAACUUGGUGGAAGUAGGCCUGGUGGACAGAUAGAGCCGGGUGUCAUCAGCAUAGCAGUGGAAUUGAAUACCAAAUUUUCUAAAGAUAUGACCAAGAGGUAGAAGUUAGAUAAUAAAUAAAAGGGGGCCGAAGAUGGAGCCCUGAGGAACACCACUAUUAACUGGAAAAGAGCUGGAUCUGAAAUUUCUGAGUUUGUGAAAGUGUUGAAAGUCAGUUCAACAGAAACAUUCAACACAUUUGGAGAUUUGUGGUUUUUACUGGACAGGAAGUAGAUUAAACAACUAUCGUCUGUAAAGUAACUACAUCUGCCAGAUAAAUGUCGUGCAGUAAACAGUACAGUAUUUACCUCUGAGAUGUGGAGGAGAAGUGUAAAGUAGCAUAAAAUGGAAUACUCAAGUACAUGUACCUUGAAUUCAUAUUCAAAUACAGAACUCGAGUAAAUGUUCUUACUUCAACCUCUCAAUCUUUUCUCACAGGAGAGACAGAAUAUUUUUCUACUUUAAAUUUACUUGUGUCUUUAAGCUCCAACUGUCACUACAAAAGGCAACAGAUCAUCUAAAGAAUCAUUGGUUGUUAUAUUAAACUGUAGAAAUGUGAAAAAUCAUUUGCCCCGCCCACAGGAAGUGAUGUCACUACUCAUGCUGGACAGAAAACUCGCUGCAGCAGAACUGAAUGUUUUCACCUUACAAUCCUUAGACUCCGAUCAUUCAGGCUGAUUGAUCGAUUAGCUGACUGACUGGUUUUCAUGCUGUUAGCGUCCGUUGUGUUCACAUGUGCUGCUAGAGGAAACGUCCUCAAUAAAACUGUUUCUACA
Epinephelus moara (kelp grouper) is the source of this 4928-nucleotide messenger RNA. RefSeq names its product ADAM metallopeptidase domain 15 (gene adam15). NCBI's taxonomy places the organism in Eukaryota, Metazoa, Chordata, Actinopteri, Perciformes, Serranidae. The record is from RefSeq and is a predicted model, not a curated record. Bases 109 to 669 code for a protein of 186 amino acids. The transcript has 6 exons.